Messenger RNA from Microcebus murinus (gray mouse lemur), 4615 nucleotides. The record is from RefSeq and is a predicted model, not a curated record. NCBI's taxonomy places the organism in Eukaryota, Metazoa, Chordata, Mammalia, Primates, Cheirogaleidae.
UCUAAGAGGUUAAAGGACUUUGCCCCAGGUCACACGGCCAGGAAGCGGUGAGGCUGGGUCAGUUCCAGGAGUGUCCUGCUCUCUCUGUGCUUACUGCACUGAGGAGGAAGGCACGAGAGACGCAUCCCUUCAUCAGCAAGAGCGUGGGCGGUACCGGGACACGUCCAGCGCCGGGCUGGGCGCUAGGGACAGAGCGGUGACCACACAGCCGUGCCUCCCGCUGUCCCGGAGCUGAGCGCCCAGGGGUGGUGGCGAUGGCGGUCGUGGUGGUGGGAGACAGAGCACACAAGCCGGUGUGUGGCUACAUUGAGGAAGCAACCGGGGACAGCGACAGAGACCAGCGGGAGACACACAGGCAGGAACACAUUUGGGAGAGGCAGUUCUUGGAGGUUGGGUGAGGCCAGGCUGGCCUGGAGGGGUGAACUGAGGCUGCCCGGCGGAAGGUGUCCUGGGCUUUUUGGAUGCCACACGAGCGCCCUGCCUGCAGCGCCUCCUGAGAGAAACCGAGCUGCGCACAGGCCCCUGCCACCUGUGUCUUGCUCAUCUUGGCCUCAGCAUAUUGGCCCAGCGUCAGCACCCGGCCAAGAGUCAAACUUCUAGAAAGACGUGCUUAGCUCAGUCCCUCCUCCUCAUCCUGCUCCGUUCACUCGGCAGCCCGUCGGAUGUUUUAACUGGACAUCUAAGGCACUGUGUGUGUCAGGUGCUCUUCUAAGCACUUGCACGUAUUAACUUGUUUAAUCCUCACGACUACAACCGGAAGAGGCAGGAACGGUUACCAGCCAUUUUACAGAUCCGACCUGCCACGCAGCGAGCCGCGCACACAGAAAGCGCACCAUAAAUGUGAGCUGAGUGACUUUUUCAUGAUGCAGAGCUGUCUGGAACUGUAGGAGGGAAUGGAUUCCAGGUGGUGGCUUGGUUUAAGACCAGUCAAAGGGAGAAAUGUGAAAAUAUUAAAUAGAAACAGGGGAGCAGGCGUGGCCACGCUGGUGUGUGUCUGUGUCCGGCAUCUCUCACCUCCCCGUCAAGGGGCGGGGAACAGAGCAUGGACUUUGGAGUGUGGCAGACCUGGUUCAAAUCCUGGCUCCACUACUUGCUGCAGUGUGACCUUGAGAAAGUUCCAGAACUUGUUUGUUUCACAUUGAUCUAAGUUACCUGAAACAACUUGGCACGAUGCCAGUGGCUCAGGGCUCUGCUCCCGUGGCCACCUGUCCUGGUGCAAAGGCCUCUCCGCUCUGCACGUCUGUUCCCAUCUGCAAAAUGAAAGCCUCAGCCAGGGCAUUUCCAAGGACACCUGCUUUUUAAGCCACUUUAGCUCAAUGACAUUUCUCAGAUUUUAUGCUCUUGUUAGAUUAGGUUUGGCCUAAAGCUGCUUCCUUACACAUUUUUGGUUUGGCCUAAAGGUUUCUCUGUACACAGUGAACUCCACCCUAACUACAGUGUAAACAGACUGGAGUCUAUUCUUGCACCAAUUAGCCAAUCAAAGGUGGCUAACUGUUCAAACCUGUCCAAAUAAGGCAAAUGCCAGGUUGUGCCCAAUCUGGCUGUUUCUGUACCUCACUUACAUUCCCUGCACAUCACCUUCCUUUUUUCUGUCUAUAAGGCCUCUCUGACCACGGGACAGUGCUGGGGCCUCUUUGAACCUGUUCUGGUUUAGGGGGCUGUCCAAUUCAUGAAUCUUUCUUUGCUCAAUUACACUCUUUUAAAUUUAAUUUGUCUGAAGUUUUUCUUUUAACGCUCUGGAGCGUCUGGACACAGCAGGAAACAUCUCUGCGGGAGGAUGCAGAGGGCCACGCUGCACCUAGCGGUCCGCGCCUCAGGAAAGCAGGCCCUAGCAGCAGGGGAGCAGCCUGAGAAGCUGUUUGUGGAGAUGGAACAGCCCACCACGGAGUCUGCCACUGUUCCCCCAAAGCUGCUUAGGAACCAGACCGACUGUCACCUCCCAUUCGCAGGGAGGCAGGAAGAGCCUAGAAGACCUCACAGGUGUUUUCUGAGAAGGUCCUUUCUGCUUCGCAGCAUCCCUGGGGGCAGUGACCUUGACCAACCAUGAGCUGGACAGAGCUAGGGUUCUCCAGAGAAAGAGAACCAGUAGGAUGCGCGCGUGUGUGUGUGUGUGUGCGUAUAUACAUAUAUACAUAUGUAUGUGUAUGUACAGAGACUUAUCUCAAGGCCUGAGCGCAUGUGAUUAUGGAGUCUUGGUGAGUCCCAGAUCCACAGACUGGGCUUUCAGGCUGAGACCUGGGGCAGAGCCCCCACUGCAGCCUAUUGCAGAAUUCCUCUUGCUCUGGCGAGGUCAGUCUUUUGUUCUAUUCAGGCCUUCAGCUGAUUGGAUGAGACCCACUCAUAGUAUGGAAGCAAUCUCUUUAACUCAAAGUCCAUCAUUUGAAUGUUAAUCUUAUCCAAAGACACCCUCACAGAAACAUCCAGAACAAUGUUUGACCAAAUGUCUGGGCAACGGGGCUCAGCCAAGUUGACACGUAACAGCAACCAUCAUGUGGGCUUUCUGUUUAUUCCCUACCACAUAGGAGGUAGGUGCUGGGGUCCCCGUAUGUGAAGGGGAAACCGAGGCUCAGAGAAAGAAAGAGUUUAGCUCGAGGCCACAGGCUGCGGUGGCAUGCAGUCACAGGAGGAUGUGAGAGUGCUCUCUGGGUGUCACACUUGAAAACCAAUGCCUGGUGGCCAGAGCAGAGAUGGGUGAUGUCACCGACCAGAACCCGGUGGAAGGGGCGGCGCACUGCACACAGAAACGAGAGCGGUCGACAGCUGGGCCCGCCACCGCUCGAGAUCCAACCAGACUGGCUCGAAUCUCCAUGCCCCGAGUCCCCCUUCGUCGCAAGUGCAACGUCUUCCCCAGGGCGCUGGAGGUUGCCCGGUGCUGCCCGUGGCCAGCCUGGCCCUGCGAUCCCCCCUGCCCCGCAGCCAUCUCGCCAGCGCUGCCUUCGCCCUUCCUGUUUGUCAUCCAGCACCUUCUUCCUUUAUUCCAACAUCCACCUGCUCUUGCCCCACCCGAGGCAUCUGUGUUCGUGGUGGGCUUUGCUGACGCUCCGGCGAGAUGGGGGGAUUGACAAGGACACCUCCAAACUGGGCGUUGACAGCCGCUCUUACAAACAGACCUCUCGGCCACUCUGCAGCUCCGCUCCCUCCCAGUGCUCUGGUGUUCCACCCCUUCCUCCUUCUUCCUUUUCCUGCUCUCUCAGCAGAGAUGAAAGGCGUACUCCUCCCAUUCUCUUUUGCAGUGAAGUUCCACCGCCUUUCACCUGGGGUCUUCAUCUUGGCUGCAGGUCUCCCGGGAAUCCUGGAGUGGGUGGACGUUUCGUGAGAGUUCCUCCCACGCCUCCUCCUGCCCAGCCGGCCUUUCGAGGGUGGAGUCUGGUUCCUUCUCCCACAGAAGCAGGAAUGAGGCAGUGUCCGCCUGAGAUCGAUUCAGGCACUGCCCCUCCCAGCACCGGCCAGGGAGGGGCACCCCAGCUGGGGCUGGGAGGGUCUGGUCUGGAAGUUGCACCGGGCUUGGCUCAGGCUGAAAGAGGCGAGGAAGCUGCAGAAGCUGGCCGAGGCUGGUUCAUGAGGUUGAAGGAAGGAAGCCGUCUCCGUAACACAAAAGUGCAAGGUGAAGCCGCAAGUGCCGGUGGAGAAGCUGCAGCAGGUUAUCUGGGAAAUCUAGCCAAGAUCGGAAAUGAACUGAAAAUGGCAGAAUUUGUCUGAAGAUCCACAGUCUACAAAUGGAACUGGGGCUCUUUUGAGGGAUGCCAUCUCAGUGGUGCCACUGGAAAGCCCAGAUCACCCGACAUACUGCACCUGAACAAUGCUUGGUAAAGAGUGGGCCCUCAGUAACUAUUGAAUGAAUCAAUUAAUGGAGUAUUAAUCACUAUGAGCUAUUUAAUCUAAGCCAGAUAAAGAGGAAGUGACGUCGCGAGGAUGUGAGAGACAAGGAGAAAGUGCCUCAAGACACAGGCAUCGUGGGAGAAGACUAAGCCUUGAGUUGCUGCAGCCACUUUGUGACCAUGAAGGUGCAAACUCGAGGGCAAAAGCCAAUGUGCCGGGACAGUCAGCCAUGGAACUCCCUCCCUCUGAACUCCCUGUGUGUGGUUUAAGCUCCUCAUUGCUUAAAAACUUUUGACUUUGGGCUUGUGCUGCCGCUGCCGGAAGCCCAAAGAUCCCAGCUGAUCACGGCCACGUGCAGCCGCAGACGGCGCCGCGGGCCAUGGAAGGUCAGGGCCAGCUGCGGGUGCGUUGAGCCAGAAUCUGUUCCCUGGGAGUUCUGCCCACCAGUCCUCGUUCUGGCCUCGGGGAAAACACAGACCCUGGAGUACCCCCCACGCUUCAGAUAUUGGAGAACAAGGACUGCUGUGGUGUUGGAUUCUCCCUCUCCCAGGUUAGAAUGUUAGAAUCCCCUCGUCCUUCACUCUCCCCUUGGAUGACAAAGUCUUUAGGCACCCCCUCUAAGUCUCAGGAGCUGGUCUCCUUCCUUCCUGAGGGCUGGCCCGGGAGGGAGCGCCAUGGAUCCUGUCCAUCUGGAUGCCCAUAUGCCCACCUCUCUGUAUGCGGCCGGAGACACCAUCUCCUCACAGUUUGGGAUUCCAUUACAUUUGUGGUAAGCUAAAUUUUUUCUUUCUUUUUC